AUGGCGGAAUACAAAGCAGGUUGUUCAAAUCUAAAUGACUUUUUUGAUGUUAAUAGUGACAAUUCUGAGAGCUAUGAUGAUUACGACUCAGAUAAAGAUCCUGAAUUUCAAAUAUUUAGUGAAGCUAGCUCGAUUAACUUUCUACAAAGAAGAAAACUUUUGAAAGAACAUGGACUUCAAGAAAUUUCUUCUCACACAUACCCAGAGUCCAGUACUGAAGAAGAAGAGGAGGAAGAAAAAGAAAAUAGAGGAGAAUUAAAUGAACACAGUAAACAAGAAAAAGAAUAUUCUGUUUCAGACACAAAAUCUAGAAAAAGGAAACGCAAUUUAAGUAAGCAAUUAAAAACAAAAGAGCUCAGAAAUCGCGGAAAAGAAUAUAAACAAUACAGAGGUAAGGGAAAUAUUGUUUUAUCAAAAACACAAGGUCCACCGUGUAGUUGCCCCAAUAAAUGCUAUGAGUUAUUUGCUUCUCAUGAAGAACUACAGACAAUUUUUGUUAAUUUUUGGGGCAUGAACAGUUUUGAUACACAAAAUGCUUACUUACAAGGUUGUAUGAGAUCUAAAAAUGUGACUAGGAAGAAAACUAAAGCACUAGUGUCAAAAAGAUCUCAAACUAUUGAAUAUAAAUUAAAAUCACAAGGGAAAGAUGUUAAGAUAUGCAAAAUGGCUUUCCUAAGUAUCCAUGGCUUACAGAAAAAUCGAGGUCGAGUUGAAAAUCUAGUAAAACAAUUAAAAACUGGAUCAAAUACUCCAAAAUCAGAUCUAAGAGGUCGACAUUCAAAUCAUCCUAAAAAAUAUUCCAAUUCUGAUAUAGAUUUUCUGAAAUCUUUUAUUGAAAGCUUACCUAAGUACAAAAGCCAUUACACCCGUGCUGACAGUUCUAGACAAUAUAUGAGUAUGGAAUAUUCUAUUCAGACUUGUUAUGAGAAAUAUGUAGGAGAAUGCAUUUUGAAAAAGAUAACUCCAGUUUCUGCAGAUAAAUUCAGAAGAAUAUUUACUGAAGAAUAUAAUAUAAGUUUCAAAACUCCGAAAAUGGAUACAUGUCAAGCAUGCGAUAAGUUUUCAGUAGCUUUAGAAAAUGCUAAGUUACACAAUGAUGAAACUGAGGUUAAAAAAAUUAAAACUGAACAAGAAUUACAUCACAGAAAAGCUGAAGCAGGUCAACAGGCAGUCAGAGACGCAGUAGAGGAAGCAAACUUAAACCCAGAUGUGCAUGCAAUUAGUUUUGAUCUACAGCAAACCCUUCCCACACCAAAGCUUACCACUGGUCCCAUGUUCUAUAAGAGAAAAUUAUGGUGCUAUAAUUUAAGCAUACAUUCCCUUGGAGAUGGUCAGGGUCACUUUUUUAUGUGGGAUGAAUCCACUGCUAAAAGAGGGUCGGACGAAAUAGCUAGCUGUCUCAAAAUGUACUUUGAGAAAAAUAAUAUUCAUGGCAGAAAACUAAUAGCUAUUUCAGACAAUUGCUGCGGACAAAAUAAAAACUGGACCAUCAUUGGUCUUUGGCUAUAUCUUUUACAAAAUGACUAUUUUAAAGAAAUAGUUCAUAUAUUUCCUCAGGUAGGACAUACAAUGUUGCCAAGCGACAGAGACUUUUCUGUUGUAGAAAAUUAUGUCAAGAAAAACUGUGAAAUGGUAUAUUCGCCCAAUCACUGGGAAGAUAUUUUGAAGAAGUGUCAGAAAAAGAAACCUUUUCUAGUAACUAGGGUCCAGCAAGAGGAUAUAUACGAUUGUUCAGUACUGAAAAGCUAUUUUAAUCAACCGGUAGGUAUUUUACAAAGUAGUGUGAAAUUAUGUCUAUCUUCAGAAGUUCCCAGAAAUAUACAAUAUUCAGCAUCAUACAACGGAUUAUUUAAUUCCAUGUCCUUGAAUAAAAGAGGAAGACCAACAGCUACAGAAGAAAAAUUUCCUACACUUACUCAAAAAUAUAAUCAUCCCCUUAGUAUUCAUUCAGAAAAACUGAAAGAUAAUGAGGCAUGUUUAUGUUGGAAAAUUAUUAGUGGAUGUACUAUAGUAAGGGUUUCCGAAACAAUAAGCGGACAAAGAGGUAUAACCUAUGGAGUGCCUCAGGGAACAGUGUUAGGACCUGUCUUAUUUAAUCUAUAUAUAAAUGGUUUAUUUUCAUUGCAAAGUACAGGGCAUAUAAUUGGGUUUGCUGAUGACACGGCUAUUGUUUAUGAAGCCGAUAACUGGUAUGACUUAAAAAUAAAAGCAGAAACUGAUCUACAAUUCAUAAAAGACUGGUUUGAUUAUAAAAUACUUACAAUAAAUUUUAAAAAAACUGUUUAUUUACCAAUUUCUAACUAUACCCCUAAUAUUGAUCUAUUCGAACCUCUUCGAAUAACACAUAAUAAACACAAUUCUUGCAUCAAACCAGUAACGAAUGUUAAAUAUUUAGGUGUUAUAAUAGACACACACCUAAAAUGGGAUUGUCACAUUAAAUACGUUAUUAAAAAGUUACAGUUUAUCCUCUAUAAAUUUAAGCACCUAAAAAAACACAUACCGGAUAUAUACCUUCGCACACUAUAUUAUGGAUUAGUAGAAAGUCAUCUCCGUUAUGGUAUACUGGCUUGGGGAAGCGCCCUAAAAACUCACAUUCUCCCACUAGAAAUCAUGCAAAGAAGAUUUCUGAGGAUAAUUAUGGCUAAACCCUACACUUGUUCUACAGAUAGACUAUAUAAGGAGAGCAAAAUAUUUGACUUAAAGCAGUUAUACUUUCUUUGUAUAUCUGAUAAUGAGCUUUCCAAAAUUGGUGAGGAAACCAUAAACGAAUUUGUUAGGAGAAGCCAUAAGAAGCUGGUCUGCAAUAAAAUUCAAGGAAAAUAUAGUUGGCUAGGGAAAAAGCAAUAUAAAACUUUUGAAGACACACAUAUAGCUGUGAUUUUAAAAGGUUUGUAA
Messenger RNA from Diabrotica balteata, 2895 nucleotides. The record is from the annotation of a GenBank genome assembly. NCBI's taxonomy places the organism in Eukaryota, Metazoa, Arthropoda, Insecta, Coleoptera, Chrysomelidae.